UCUAUAAUUUCUUGCCUUAUUUAGCAAAUGAUAAUUAAUCUGCAUCGAUCUGAACGAUAUGUCGAGUGAAAGAGGGAAGGAUAUAGCGGAAGGAUCAUCAAGGACUAAUCCCGGUGAUCAGCAGCAACCCCCAACACCUAGCCGAUAUGAGUCACAGAAGAGAAGGGACUGGAAUACCUUCGGCCAGUACUUGAAGAACCAGAGGCCCCCAGUUCCUCUUUCGCAGUGCAAUUGCAACCAUGUGCUAGACUUCCUUCGAUAUCUGGAUCAGUUUGGCAAGACCAAGGUUCACCUGCAGGGAUGCAUGUUCUAUGGACAGCCCGAGCCGCCUGCUCCAUGCACUUGCCCCCUUAGGCAAGCUUGGGGCAGCCUUGAUGCUCUUAUUGGGAGGCUUCGAGCCGCCUAUGAAGAGAAUGGAGGGUCACCUGAGACCAACCCUUUCGCCAGCAGUGCUAUUCGAGUUUAUCUCAGAGAGGUCAGGGAGUGUCAAGCCAAGGCAAGGGGGAUCCCUUAUAAGAAGAAAAAGAAGAAGCCGAAUCAAGGCAAGGGAAGUGAUGAAUCCAGCUCUACCAUGCACUUUUCUUGAUUCAUUUUCCUCCUUCCGGACCAAAUAUGGAUUACAUUAGAAAAGAAUCAUGAUGGAAGGGGAUUGUUAAAUGAUAUAAGCGAUUGAAGAUUCAGCUCAGUUUGGGGUUUUCAGCUUUUUUGUACUUGCCAAUAGCUAUAAUCAAGGGAGUUGGGUGUACAUAACUCUCUUGGUCAGUCUCCACUUUGUUUGCGUUUUGAUUAUUUUGUAAGCUCUUAUAUAUAUAUAGAAGUUGAUCACCAACUCUUUACAUGAAUGUCCAUUUUAUGCCUAAACUGCCUACUCCAAAUAAUGAUGAUGAUUAUAUCUUCAUCAUUUUACUCAUAAAUAUUGGUAUGUUGCCCAUUCCAUUCUCCAAGUUUAGGGCCUGCCAGCAAGCGUAUGUCACCCUGGGGCUGGCCUUGCUUUGAUUAAUGUAGCUUCGAAUCUACUUUCUAAAUGCAAAUUAAUAUAACUGCUACAGCCAUUUUAGACA
Molecule: messenger RNA, 1061 nt
Organism: Durio zibethinus
Lineage: Eukaryota; Viridiplantae; Streptophyta; Magnoliopsida; Malvales; Malvaceae
Source: RefSeq, a predicted model, not a curated record